Molecule: messenger RNA, 456 nt
Organism: Fusarium subglutinans
Lineage: Eukaryota; Fungi; Ascomycota; Sordariomycetes; Hypocreales; Nectriaceae
Product: ubiquitin-conjugating enzyme E2
Exons: 4
Coding region: 1-456 (151 amino acids)
Biological process (GO): protein polyubiquitination; DNA repair; proteasome-mediated ubiquitin-dependent protein catabolic process
Cellular component (GO): HULC complex
Molecular function (GO): ubiquitin conjugating enzyme activity
Source: RefSeq, a predicted model, not a curated record
AUGUCUACCGCUGCUCGUCGCCGUCUCAUGCGAGACUUCAAGCGCAUGCAGACCGAUCCUCCCGCCGGCGUCUCUGCUUCACCUGUACCAGACAAUGUCAUGACCUGGAACGCCGUCAUCAUCGGCCCCGCAGACACUCCCUUUGAAGAUGGCACCUUUCGACUUGUGAUGCAGUUCGAAGAGCAAUACCCCAACAAGCCUCCUCAAGUCAAGUUCAUCAGCCAGAUGUUCCACCCCAACGUCUACGCCACCGGAGAGCUUUGUCUCGACAUUCUGCAAAACCGAUGGAGCCCUACGUACGAUGUCGCUGCUGUCUUGACCAGUAUUCAAAGUUUACUUAAUGACCCAAACACUGGUUCGCCCGCAAACGUCGAAGCUUCCAACCUCUACAAGGACAAUCGAAAGGAAUACACCAAGCGUGUCAGAGAGACGGUGGAGAAGAGCUGGGAAGAUUGA